This is a messenger RNA of Funneliformis mosseae, 1803 nucleotides long. Lineage: Eukaryota; Fungi; Glomeromycota; Glomeromycetes; Glomerales; Glomeraceae. The record is from the annotation of a GenBank genome assembly.
AUGUCUUCAAUUGAGACUAACAUUACUAAAGUCCCGCCACAAAAGCCUUUUCGACGGAGGCUAUCUUUUAAAACAAAGUCUCUAUCUUCUCCUGAAUCUGAUUCUGCAGGCUCGACUACUUUGGGAAGUGGCUUUAACACUGUCCGAGGAAGCAUCCGCCGCUUUAGGCGUGUUUCCAAUACUUUAAAUGGCACUUCAAGUACUCCAACCUUGAAUCAUAUUGAUAAUAAUGAUACCAAUUCGACACAAGAACAAGCAAAAACCUCCUCUUCCACAAAUUUGCAGUCCCCAACAUUCCCAAGUUUCCAACGCCUCCAAACACUUGCCUCCAUGGCCCGUGAACAAACUUCACGAUUCAAAGAUAUAGACUUGACUGCUGCAGUUCAAGAAAUGAGUAGCGAAAUAGGGAAAAAAGGUGUAGAAUUAGGAAGUUUAGCAAAGGAAGUUGUUGUUGAACGUUGGAAAAAAAGGAAAGAAGAACUUCCAAAUGAAUUCACGUCUCCCGGUAAUUCGAAAUCAGACAAUGUUACAUGCAUGAACAUUUUUGGGGAAUCGCUUGCCACAGCUGUCAAAUUAACGCGCAUAGAAAAAGACAUCAGUCAAAUCAAGAAUGAUCCAUCUAGGUACUGGUUACCAGCAAUCAUGGUGAGAUGUAUUGAAUUCUUGGACAAGUAUGGUUUAGAGGAAGUUGGCUUAUAUCGAAUACCAGGAAGUACGUUAACUGUUACACGAAUGAGAAAUAUUUUUAACUCCGGUGCCGAUUUGAAUUUCUCACAAAACGAAGAUCCUCAUGCAGUUGCAGCACUCUUGAAGAUGUAUUUGCGAGAAAUACCCGAUCCUAUAUUAACGGAAGCUUUAUUACCAGAGUUUAACGCGUGUGUAGCAAAUCACAUGAAUUCCGCACCUUCGGGAUCUCCCCCGAUUCAUAAUACACCAUAUUUCACAGCCACAACGAUUCCAGAAGAAUUUCCAAAAGCUCUUUCUAACAUCGUUUCUUGUUUACCGCCUCAACAUUUCUAUCUUUUAUGGGCCCUUUUUUCACACCUUUCUCGUGUAGAUAAAAAAUGCGGAAUAAAUAAAAUGAAUACUAGUAAUCUUGGAUUAAUUUUUCGUCCUAAUUUAGGAAUAGGUUCAUUGCUAUUUAAAGUGUUUACGGAACAUGUUGAUGUAGUAUUUGGGGUUGGAUGUAAAACAGAAAAUGAAGCACUUGAGGAAGAGAAAAAAGCCAAAGAAGGACAAGCACCUGAAGUAUACCACAAGACAAAUAUAUCAGGAGAUUUUUCGAAAAGUUUUGAAGAUUUAUUAAAUCUUGACACAGAACAUGGAAUCGUUGGUUCCCCUACUCUUUCAUCAUCGUCAUCUAUAACAUCUCCUCCAACACCACCACUAGUUACAACAAUGGAGGAUCAACAAAUUAAUGAUAAUAGUAAAAAUACGGAUAAUUCUUUUAGUGAGGACGAUUGUUUACUAAAUAAUAAUAAUAAACUUCAACGUUCAGUAAAUAUCAUUGACGCAAAAAAUACUACUACUUUAUCAUCUUCAACAAAUUCUUCUUUUCGCAUGCGUUCUAGGUCCACGGGGAUAUUGAAUGUAUCCGCAAGAUCAUCGAACUGGGUAUUACAUCAUAAUGGAAUGGGAGGUGAUAAGAGUAACGCAACAACCGCAUGGGUAAGGAGGAGUGGAAGACGACCAAGUUUAGUUAUCCAUGAAGAAGCUGAAAUGAAAAGUUUAGUAAAUGAAAGGUCAAAAGUUGGCAAGAGUAAAGUCCGGGAUCAAAUUUUAAAGUUUAAUGGAGCAAGUUGA